This is a messenger RNA of Haliotis rufescens (red abalone), 5500 nucleotides long. RefSeq lists its product as uncharacterized. Lineage: Eukaryota; Metazoa; Mollusca; Gastropoda; Lepetellida; Haliotidae. The record is from RefSeq and is a predicted model, not a curated record. The transcript has 6 exons. The coding region runs from base 203 to 2980 and encodes 925 amino acids.
CAAGAUACGUAUUGCGAGCAGGAAUAGUGUAUUAUUAUUUCUUCGUGUGAAUACCAACAAACAUUCAUUUUAUUACGGGUAUAUUUGCAAACCAGUUUAUCCAAUCGAACUUGCACAAUUCCUGGAACGGCAAACAGCCAUCUUGGAUGAAUGGGUAGACUAGCAUAAUGCAACAUGGGUGUGGUAGCCAUGGUAACCUGGAAUGAUGCCAUGGUCAUGUGGCGGAUGGCAGUUACCUAACAACAUGGACGACUUGGAUCUGAGGCACAUCCAGGGAGAAGCAUUGCAGAUCCCGAUAAGAUGUCUUCCACAAUCCUGUCGCAAGUUUCUUUCCGAUGUCUUAGAUCCUGAGUCAACAUUGGGAAGGUCUGAUUACAGGAGAUUUGCUGAACUGCUUGGAUUGUCACACUUUCAAACUGAGGGUUGUCGGGCAAGGAAUCGGGACCGAAGCAUUACUGGUAUACUGCUGACAGAGUUCGGACAUCAACCAAUAUGGAGGCUCCUGACCAUUCUCCGCGAGAUGGAUGUGGCGGGGGUGAGAGAAAUACUCAAUUCAUGGCAAGAAAUCCGUGGGAACUAUCACACAGAACAGAGUCAGUUGGCAGGAGGCUACCAAGGAGGUGUACAGAAUACUGAGAGUCUGUGUACAUGCAUGAACUGUCCUGCAUUUCCCAGCCACCAGAACCGAGACACCUGGGGAUACCCUUACAUUCCACCCUACCCUCAGGAUGAAAGCUGCCAUAUUAGAGGUCAGGCUAGGCAGAGUGUCAUGCAUACCCCACCUUCACAGCAGGCAUGGCAGCAGCCUCGCACCUCUCCUGAAGGACUGAAGGGGGGUGAAGGACAGGAGGAUGCCAGGGGAAAGAUGGCGGGACAGGAUGCAGGGAUGAAAGGGAUGCAGGAAGCAAGGCCUGGGGCCAUGAGGAACAUCACAGAGUUAACUCAGACAGGUCCUGAUAGGUGCAAUGAAAAACUGUUUCUUGCAAACAACCAAUGGUGUAGAGACAACAGACAAGGCUCCCUGCAAAGGAUGAUGUCAAAUGAAGACAAUUGCAGCUAUGGCAUAGAAUCGGGUGCAGACGAGCCUAUUAAUGCUGGGAUAAGAAACAAUGGAUUAGGCGAUGGGAACAGUACCCAGAACAAUGGACUAGCUGAUGGGAACAGUACCCAGAACAAUGGGACAGGUAAUGCAAACAGUACCCAGAACAAUGGACUAGCUGAUGGGAACAGUACCCAGAACAAUGGGACAGGUAAUGCAAACAGUACCCAGAACAACGGACUAGGUGAUUGCAACAGUACCCAGAACAAUGGGACAGGUGAUGGGAACUCUACCCAGUACAAUGGAACAUGUACCAAUCUUCUACUAAACCAGGGUGACCAUAAUAGUCAGGAAGAACUCAGUUUGACCCAAAAUGGACCUGGAAACAGUCUUUCCAUACCUGACAACAAUGACUGGCUGCCACCGGCAGAAUGGGAUUCCAUCAGCACGUCAGUUAAAACCUUUCAAAACAAGGCCAGUAAAGCAUCCAGGCAGUCCCCAAUGGCACAUGAUAUUGCAAGAAAUGAACACUCCAGCUCAACACCACAAAUGGCAAAUCGUAAUAAUGGCAAACCAGUUACACUGUAUCCUUCAUCCGCCGACAAAUCAGAACCCCAAAAGUCCAGUAUCUGUCCAUCUACCUAUCCCAACUACAUGCCUACUGAUACACGUGGCCAUGCCUACUCGUCACCGACUUAUGCCUAUUCUGAAUUUGGUAACCCGGAUGAUGAACAUUAUCCAUCACAUCAAACUUUGCAGAAGGGCUAUUUGUACCAAUACAAUGGAGCGCCGAGGACCUAUCAUGGACCCCUGGAGACCUACCAUCGAGCUCCACAGCCCAUCCAAGGUGUUCCUCAGAUUUUUCAAGGAGCACCUCAGACACAUCAGCGUUUUCCUCAGACAAUCCAAGGAGUUCCUUCAAACAAUCAAUGUGUUCCUCAGCCAAUUCAAGGUGGUCAGUUUCAGAUGGUCUCUCAGAUUCCACAUCGCUACAAUAUGAGAAGUCCACCUCAACAUGCUACAGGUAGGGGCUCUCACUUUGUGCAGCAACGUGGACUUGAUGCAAGAAAUUGGCAGGUUCCACACACCUCAGAAAUUCCUACUGCCACACAGACUCAUCCAGUUGCAUCCCAACUUUACCAGUACCUUCAUGAUGUUCCUGCUGCUGCUGUUCCCGUUCCCCGAGGACACUCAAAUAGACAGUCAGACAGGCCUCCACAAGUGGAAGAUGGGCCAGGUUUCAGUGAAAAAGACCAGGUGAAGCUUCGGGGACAAGAUUUACGCCAAGGAACUGAGAAGCGACUUUCAGAUCCAGCUGUGAGAGAAGAAGUCAUUCCAGUUUGCCAGCACAGACGUCAUGGAUCAGACGAAGGGGGAGCUGUUUAUGGAAGGGAGGCUGAAAGUGGACACAGAGGAAGAGAAAAGUAUGUGUUCAUUACAGGGGGGGACAUGGAAAACCAGGAGGCUGUUGCUAAGGAGAUGGAGAAGAUAUGUCACGAACUGCAUAAACACAGCAUAACAGCUGUGGCUGACCUGCCCAAUAAGGUGAAGGCUGUGCCGAGAGAUCCCUUGCAGGGAAGUAACUCUCUGUCAUUCAGAAGAGACAACAUACACGAAGCGAGAAUGGCAUACUUUGAAAGGGCUACGUGUGUGCUGAUGAUCGUCAGCCCUGGGUACAAGGAGUAUGUGGACAAGGACAACGACCAAGCCCAGGCACGGCCUUCUGAACACCAGUCUUCCACACGACAUAUCUACACACUCAUGCUGACAGAGUACUGUGAGAAAAACUUCUCCAAGAAUAAACGGUUUUAUCCAGUGUGCCUUGCAAAACUGAAGACGAAGCGCAGUGAUAUUCCUGACUGGAUUACCUCUACUCUGACGUACUGCUUCCCAGGGAAAGAGCUGUUUCAGCAUCUGAAACAAGACUUAGAGAAUAACUAAAGUUGGCAUGCCUAGUGAAAGAAACAAUGACAGCAAUAACAGGACUUCUGUUUCAAACUCUUUUCGGGUUUGGAACUUUUCAUGAAUAAAAGUAAACUUGUUGAAACUGAAGACGUUUACAGUAUGCAGUGGUGGAAAAAUAUAAUAUCUAUUAUUGAUUCAGGAAAAGGCCUGUCAUAUGAACAGAGGUAGCAAAAAAGUUGGUGACAUACCAUCAUUUCUGUGUGCCUUGGUGUAGUUUAGUAUCAGAUAAAAUAUUGAAAUAUGUGCACAAGAUUUAUAUUAUACAUGUUCAAAGCAUUUAUUUUUUUGUAAGAAUACGUUAUCCUGUUAAACUUAUUGAUUGAUGGAGUUGAUGGAUUGACGAAUGGAUAAAACUGACAGUGACUUCUAUACGGCAAAGCAUUUUUUUCCCCACCCUGCUGAGAUUACAACGAAGCUAGACCAUAUCCUUGUGGUCUGCAGAGGAACAACGGAUGGCCAUAGUGGCAAGUGAAGUUUCAUUAGAAUAUGAACUUGACUGUGUUUCAGGUGUUCAGGAUUGCCUGAGGUUUUCUUCUGAUUCCAACAUUGUGCCAUCUGUUGCGCUAUUAUUGACACCUGGAAUGUGAUUUGGAACAGGCAGAUAAUGUGACAAUGUGAACCAUGCAAGGGUUAGAUGUGAUACAAAGACAGCCAGACUUUGUUUUCAUCAAAGCCAAUGCUGACUGUCGUUGUUUUGAAAAAAAGCUCAACAUUAGUGUCAGGUGUUUUUCUGUAUGUUACACAGACAGUUUACAGACUGUCUGUUGUAUGUUGGAGUAGAAUUUAGAUAUUUGUUUUCCAUUUUUGUCUUGUAUUUGUAUCCUCGUUUAUCCAGGUUAGUAUAUAUCCAUUCUGUUAUAAGUACCCUGGACCCAUUCACAAGUCAGGAUCAAUUAGGCAGUGAUGUGACCAUCUCCGUCGUUCAUAUCAGUGUCUUCCCAUGGUUCUCUUACACAGGAGCAUAAUUUAAUUUGACAGCUGCUUUAGGGCCGUGUUUUAUCCCCUUACAGCCCCUGCUGUAUUCUGCAACCAAAACAUCAAAUUCCUGCAGUCUACCUUUGUAAAAACUGCAACCAAAUUUUGAUAAUUCUGCACACCAUUCUGCGAACUUGUAAGCUUGGUCUUCAUGAAUUUUGGAGUCUAGCACCUGUUUGUCUUGUGACAGGCAUUUUUAUGAUAAACUUACCCUGGUAUCCAUGGAGAUCACUAGUAUAAACACAAAGACAAACAGACAUGCAGUUUCGGGAAACAGUAAUACAAAAAGUCAACUUCACUUCAAACAAACCAAAUUAAAUAUCUGUAUGCAUGCUUAAGACCAGCUUUCGACUCAUGUUAAAAUUCUGCAGUGUUUUUGACAAAGUCUGUGACAGAUAAAUGCAAAAUUCUGCACAAGUUCUGCAUAAAAUAUGAUUUUCUGAAAGGAAAGUACAUUUUUGCACUGAGUGGUAAUUUAUGCAAAAUAUUCCACGACCGCUGAAUACAGCAUGGACUGCCCUUAAAGCCAGGCCCCAGGCAGGGUAACAACAAGGACCAUCUCUUGGUAUGAUGCAGCUUGGGAUGACAUUAAGGUAGGAAAUGGGUCCACAGUGUUUACCAUAAUAGAACGGAGAUGUAUGAUGAUGCACUUGAUGUUUCUUUGUGACACACAUGGGACACUGUAGUAUUUUAGCUGUUGCUUACGAAUAAUAGGUGUGCGUUUAUUGGUGUUUUUUUAAUAUACUUAAUGUACACAUGGUCCAAAGGAAUUUACAAUUAAUGGUUGUCAGUACUCUCUAUUUAUACACUGAAUAAUCUGUAUUUUUAUACUUAUGUGUGCACAAUCAUAGUUAAAAUCUCUUGAUGAACAUUGUUGUAAUGUUUGUAUGGUUUUAACACUACAGCCUCAGAUUUGCCAUGUUUUGAUUUGGGUGGCCCAGUUGUCUCAAGACACUACUUAGCUGUGCAGAGUUAAACCUGAGUCGCUCACUCAUUCACUCGUACAGAUAGAUAGGAGAUCAUAUUUUUUAUUUAAUGAGUCCAUUCGUAUUGUUUGUAGUUUUUAUUUCAUUUGUACAUGUACAAAUUUUGCUGAGGUGUACUCGAAUACAUACUAACAUUUUUUAGUCUCAGAAAUAAAGAUAUCUUAAUUAAAUAUAAAGACGAAGAUCAUUUAUGUUGUUUUUUUCUACGAUUCACAAAACACGUUUAAACAUAAAAGAAAAGAUUAUGAAAUCAGUGACUAUUUAUCGUCAAUUUUGAUACAAGAUGGUCUCCCUCAUCGUCGAGUGUGUUAUAGUGAGUGAGUUGGGUUUAACACCAAUUUUAAAAGCAUUCCAGUUAUAUCACAGCAUGACAGCUUAAUAUGGCAGGAGAGUGAUGAAGGUCUCAGACGUUUACUACUUCAGUGAACCAAUCAAAAUGUCUCUUCCAAACAUGUGUUGGGCAUAGAUGUACGUUUAAAAUCAUGGCCUCAUCUGUGUGAGCCCUCGAUGUAUUGAAAAUAAAAUAACAAGACUG